CAGCCAUCCAUCUGUUCUUCCAGAGCCUAUAAGGACCAUGACCACCGGAUUCAUCAACGAAUUAAUUGUUCUUGCCGGUCGCAGGCCACGGUUCAGUGCCGGUCCGCCGCUGGUUGCCGCCUGCCGGAGUUAUCACCGCUGCGAGUCAUCAUCACAGUGGUCGUCGACGACAGGGCGGAUAGCCUCCUCCUCCUCUGUCUUCCUCUCUUCCUCCCUGUUAGCGAGUUUCUUGCCUUGUUAUACACCUGCUAUAUGCUUCUACGGUUCUGGGUGUUGUUCCGUUGAAAGUGAAGAACAACAACAUGAUGUGAGUGGGGAUCUUCCGCAGCAUCAGUCAAUGACUCUAUGGCGGCGGGUACAAUUAAGAAGCAGACCACAGAGGUCAACCCGUCCGAAGACAACUUAUGUACUCAGCGAUUAUGAAGAGGAAUUGAAGAUGGUGAUGCCAACGAUUCUGCCGAGGUCACUGACGAUUCAGACUUUGAAGAUGAUGAUUAAAUGCAGAACAACUAAAAUUGUUGGAGUUUUUAAUCAAUGACAACAUUUUAAUCAAUGACAAAAUUGUUUUAGUAAAAAAAAGGAAGAAGCUUGUCAAUAAAAAGAAGUUUGUUUUAAUCAUGUUGUUAAUGUCAAUGGUAUAAAAGUGACAUUGUAAUAAUCUCAAUGUCAAUGAUAUAAAUGAUGACACCCAUCCUUGAGAGCUCCCUA
Molecule: messenger RNA, 708 nt
Organism: Cuscuta europaea
Lineage: Eukaryota; Viridiplantae; Streptophyta; Magnoliopsida; Solanales; Convolvulaceae
Source: the annotation of a GenBank genome assembly